AUUGUAAAUAUUUACAGAAAAUGGAAAAUCUGCCCACAACAUUUGAAGAAUUUUUGAAAUUUCAAAAUGUGACUCAUUGGCCAGAGAUGCUGCCUGAUGAAGACGAGUUUAAUAUGAAAAUUCAGCCUGAAGUAUUAGUUUCGUAUGAAUCAGUGUCACAAUAUAUUUAUGAAAAUGCACCUUUUCGGGUGGAGUUUCUCACUGACAUGGGGCAACAAAUCGAUGCGUUUAAAUCACGCUUAGAAAAAUAUUCUUCAAAAAUCCUGCCAGAUGAGCCCAGGAAAUACAAGAACAAAGAACAUCUUUUCUAUCUACCAUCAGAGACUUUUAUUGAACAAAUGAUGGACUCUGAUGCAUUAAUAACACAUCCCAGUAGAAAGUAUUCAAAACAACCGGAUCGCUCACAGAGGAUCAUGGAUGUGGAGUCUCAACCAUUUACAGGCUUCAAAUCACACAUGUUCACAAAACUUCCUGGACAACUGGAGGCUAAGCAGUUGCUAAAUUGGAUUAGAAGGAUACGGAGUUUUCAUCUUGGAUUUCAAACUACUUGGAGGAAGUUGAUCCUGUCAGAACCAUCUGCUGCCAUUGUUCAAGAUGUGUUUUGGUGGUUCUUCCUUCACAAAUUUAAGCCCUGCAAAGAAGAUGAAGAUCACCUCUUUAGCAGAAUUGCUGAUAGCUUUGUGACACUUUUCAUGAUUUCCCCAGUUGAGGUGCUGGAUAACUUAAUCCAGGUGUAUCCUGAUUGCAUAGCUCAAGCUGUCUAUGCAGCUUUCUAUAAAUCAUUCCCUGAAUCGCAUAACAAGUUUGGUGAAGAAUUUAAGAAUGAGCUAACUGAACUCAUCGCGUUGUGGAUGACAGGGAUAAUGCCACUUGAAGCUUCCUGGAAAAACUGGGAUAUGCAAUGGCUAGAAAAUACAAUGAGCAGGAGAGGUUCUGAAAGAGAAGAAAGCAUACUGACAGAUAUAAAUGUCGAAUCAAGUAGGUUACUCUUCCUCUAUUGUAUGUUGUUAUAUGUAUAACAUUCCGCAUGUAAAAAGGGUAAAAAAAA
This is a messenger RNA of Amblyraja radiata (thorny skate), 1048 nucleotides long. Its product is annotated as protein FAM227B-like. NCBI's taxonomy places the organism in Eukaryota, Metazoa, Chordata, Chondrichthyes, Rajiformes, Rajidae. The record is from RefSeq and is a predicted model, not a curated record. The transcript has 9 exons. Bases 21 to 1019 code for a protein of 332 amino acids.